GUUGCCCUGGGCUCGACAGCUGCAGGCCGAACCUGGCCGAAGAAAACCGAGAAGGAGAGAUGCCCACGGCGUCGUGCCCCAGAGCUGAGGCGACUGGACGAGCCCCACCCCGCGGCCAGGCCGAGCCAGCGAUGAGGACCACUGCCGAGCGGCCACGCCCGGGUCCUGGGCCGCCUCCGGUGUCGCCCUUACCGCUGCUGCUGCUGGCGGUGCUCAGCGGCCCGGUGUCCGGCCGCGUCCCGGGCUCGGUGCCCAGGGUCUCGCUGUCUAUCUCGGAGGCUGACUCCUAUCUCACUCGGUUCUCCGUGCCCCAGAGACACAAUUACUCUGUUCUCCUUGUGGAUCCUGCUUCCCACACACUUUAUGUCGGCGCCCAGGACACCAUCUUCGCCUUAUCUUUGCCCUUAUCAGGGGCACGACCCCGCAGGAUUGACUGGAAGGUGCCUGAUGCCCACAGACAGAACUGUCGGAAGAAAGGCAAGAAGGAGGAUGAAUGUCACAAUUUUAUCCAGAUUCUCGCCAUUGCCAAUGCCUCUCAUCUCCUCACAUGUGGCACCUUCGCCUUUGAUCCGAAGUGCGGGGUUAUUGAUGUGUCCAGUUUCCAGCAGGUUGAAAGACUUGAGAGUGGCCGGGGGAAAUGUCCUUUUGAGCCAGCUCAGCGGUCAGCAGCUGUAAUGGCUGGGGGCGCCCUCUACGUGGCCACCGUGAAGAACUUCCUGGGGACCGAGCCCAUCAUCGUGCGCGCGGCGGGGCGCGCGGAGGACUGGGUGCGCACGGAGAUCCUGUCCUCCUGGCUGAACGCGCCAGAGUUCGUGGCCGCCGAGGCCUUGAGCCCUUCCGAGUGGGGGGACGAAGAGGGAGACGAUGAGAUCUACUUCUUCUUUACGGAGAAUUUCCGAGGAUUUGACCCAGACGAGGUCACCAAGGUCCCCCGCGUGGCGCGUGUGUGCGCGGGGGACCUCGGGGGCCGGAAGACCCUCCAGCAGCGGUGGACGACAUUUCUGAAGGCUGACCUGCUCUGUUUAAGGCCCCAGAACGGCCUGCUGUCCAGUGUCCUGCAGGACGUGGCCAUUCUCAGGCCUGCUUCUGGAGUGGGCUCGCCCAUUUUUUACGGCAUCUUUUCCUCCCGGUGGGAGGGGGGCACACUGUCUGCCGUCUGUGACUUCUGGCCACAGGACAUCCGGUCAGCUCUCAGCGGGCCUUUCAGAGACCUGGAACAUGACUGCAACCGAAGGCUGCCUGUCAUGGCCAAUGAGGUCCCCCAGCCUAGGCCAGGAGAGUGCCUCUCCAACAACAUGAAGCUCCGGCAGUUCAGCUCAUCCCUCGCCCUGCCCGACCGGGUGCUCACCUUCAUCCGUGACCACCCACUCAUGGACCAGCCGGUCACCCCACCCGGUGGCCGCUCCCUGCUGGUCACGCGCGACACAGCUUAUGUGAGAGUCGCGGCCCACAGGGUGACCGGCCUCUCAGGGCGAGAGUAUGACGUGCUCUACCUGGGCACAGAGGACGGACACGUGCACCGGGCCGUGCGGAUUCAAAGCCGGUUGAGCGUCCUGGAGGAUCUGCCUCUGUUUCCCCAGCCGCAGCCAAUAGAGAGCAUGAAACUGUAUCAAGGCUGGCUCCUGGUGGGCUCCGGGACCGAGGUGACGCAGGUGAACACCACCGACUGCGGCCGCCUGCAGAGCUGCUCCGAGUGCGUCCUGGCGCGGGACCCCGCCUGCGCCUGGAGCUUCCGAGUGCGUGCCUGCGUGCCGCACGCCCGAGAGCGCGGAAGGCUGGUCCAGGAUGUGGAAUCAGCAAACGCCUCUUCUUUGUGCCCCAAAGAGCCUGGAGAAGAUCCCGUAGUCUUUGAAGUUCCUGUGGCUGCCGCCGCUCAUGUGAUCUUGCCGUGCUCCCCGAGCUCCUCAUGGGCAUCCUGUGUGUGGCACCAGCCCAGUGGAAUGACGGAGUACAGCCCAGGGCAGGAUGGGCUAGUGGUGGUGGUCACCCCAGGGGCCAUGGGCGCUUAUGCCUGUGAAUGUCAAGAGGGGGGUGUGACCCACGUGGUCGCAGCUUAUAGCUUGGUGGGGGGCAGCCAGCUGGGCCCAGCGGGUCAGGCCCACACUGUGGGGGCUGGACUAGCUGGCUUCUUGCUGGGGGUGCUUGCGGCCUCCCUGACCCUCCUCCUGAUUGGUCGGCGUCAGCAGCGCCGGCGACAGAGGGAACUUCUGGCGAGAGACAAGGUGGGCUUGGACCUGGGGGCCCCGCCCUCUGGGACCACAAGCUACAGCCAGGACCCUCCCUCGCCCUCCCCUGAAGAUGAGAGGCUGCCCCUGGCCCUGGCCAAGAGGGCCAAUGGCUUCGGAGGCUUCCCCCCACCCUUCCUGCUGGAUUCCUGCCCGAGCCCAGCCCACGUCCGGCUGACAGGGGCUCCCCUGGCCACGUGUGAUGAGACGUCCAUCUAGGACUGCGCAAAGCCACUGGAACAGGACGGAAUGGCCACGGCAAUGCUGAGAUCGCUGGGCCUGCGGGAUGGUCAUGACCUCAGUCCUCUUUGGCCUGGCUCUCUCUGUCUGCCCUCUCUUGGGCUGCUGGGCGCCGGCCAGGUCUUGGCCUGCUUCCAGAUUCCCAUCAGACACCAGAACUGCUCGCUGUAGCAGAUGAGGACUUUUCCCACUCUCCCCACCCCCAUCCUGCUUUCUGGACUUUUGUGGCCCCUUCAUCCCUGGCUUCCUGAUCUGGGGCCUGUUCAUAGGG
Sorex fumeus (smoky shrew) is the source of this 2736-nucleotide messenger RNA. RefSeq names its product ssemaphorin 4F (gene SEMA4F). The record is from RefSeq and is a predicted model, not a curated record. NCBI's taxonomy places the organism in Eukaryota, Metazoa, Chordata, Mammalia, Eulipotyphla, Soricidae. Gene Ontology annotation, biological process: negative chemotaxis; axon guidance; semaphorin-plexin signaling pathway. The transcript is spliced from 14 exons. Gene Ontology annotation, molecular function: chemorepellent activity; semaphorin receptor binding. Bases 60 to 2444 code for a protein of 794 amino acids.